AUGAGUAUAAUUCGAGCCAUCAGUUGCUCAUCAAAACGGUUAUUGUCAACAUGUACUAGGCCAAUCAAAGUACUCGGCAUUGAAACUUCGUGCGAUGAUACAUCAGCUGCGAUUGUUACUUCAGAUAGAAAGAUUCUAGCAGAAGUCGUUCGAGGACAGCAAGAAUUGCAUGAACCAAUGGGUGGUAUUGUACCUACUUUAGCGAGCAAGGGACAUUCUCGCAAUUUACCAGGAGUCAUUUGCGAAACAUUGGACCGUGCUGGAUUAUCGGUGCAAGAUUUGGAUGCAAUUGCAGUUACCAGAGGUCCUGGAUUACCACCUUGUUUGCCCGUAGGACUAAAUGCUGCAAAGACAUUAGCUGCCGUAUCCAGAAAGCCUUUGAUCGGUGUCCAUCACAUGGAGGCACAUGCAUUGACAGCAAGAUUGACUACCGAUAAUGACCUGAAUCAGCCUGCACCAGCAUUUCCAUUCAUGACGUUACUUAUAUCAGGUGGUCAUACACUGUUAUUGACUUGCAACAACAUUGGCAAUUAUAAUCAAUUAGGAACGACAUUGGAUAACGCGGUAGGAGAGGCAAUUGACAAGACAGCAAGGUUGCUUGAUCUGGAAUGGAUCAAGGGCAGAAGAGGAGGACCCGGUGCUGCACUUGAAAGAGCUGCCUUACAGGGUGAUCCAGAACGAUUCUUAUCUCGCUUACCGACACCAAUGCUUCAGAGGAACAAAUCAGUGAUUGGGUUCAGUUUUUCUGGUUUAAAGACGGCAGUAGCUAGAUUGAUUGAAAUGGAUAAAUUGGUCGAUUUGAAGAAACCUCAAGAUGUCUCAGACAUGGCCGCUGCUUUUCAGAUAGCUUGUAUACGCCAUUUGGAGCAAAAGAUCACUCUUGCUUUGGAGCGAGAAGUGGUUGAAUUAAAGAAGCCUCUGACAGCACUAGUAGUAAGCGGAGGUGUGGCAAGUAAUACCCUUUUUAGAAGCAGAUUAGAAGCUUUAGCACAUGCUUACGACUUGCCAUUAAUAUGUCCUCCUCCGCAACUGUGUACUGACAAUGGUGUCAUGAUUGCUUGGGCAGGACUCGAGAGAUUGCAAGCUGGCCUUAUCGAUGAUUAUACCAUUACAACAUUACCGAAGUGGCCAUUAGAAGAACUCAAGAUCCGAAAUGAAUAA
This is a messenger RNA of Mucor velutinosus, 1161 nucleotides long. RefSeq lists its product as uncharacterized. The record is from RefSeq and is a predicted model, not a curated record. Gene Ontology annotation, biological process: mitochondrial tRNA threonylcarbamoyladenosine modification. The coding region runs from base 1 to 1161 and encodes 386 amino acids. Gene Ontology annotation, cellular component: mitochondrion. NCBI's taxonomy places the organism in Eukaryota, Fungi, Mucoromycota, Mucoromycetes, Mucorales, Mucoraceae. The transcript has 3 exons.